AUGUCUAACGUUUACUCUUACCAACAAAUCGCUGAACACAAUUCCGCAGAGGAUAUUUGGAUUGUCGUUGACGGUAAAGUUUACGAUGUCACCAAAUUCAUGGACGAGCACCCAGGUGGUGACGAGAUUAUCCUAGAUCUUGCCGGCCAGGAUGCCAGUGAACCUUUCAGAGACAUUGGUCACUCUGAAGAAGCUUUGAAAAUUUUGAAUACCUUGUGUGUCGGUAGAGUCGAUAUUAACAGCAAACCAGUUGAGGUUGAAACCCCAGAGACCUCUUCCCAGGGUACUCAUACCACUGGCGGUGAGGGAAGUGGUAAGCUUGUCAUUGCUUGUGCUAUUGUGUUCUUCAUCGUUGCUUACUACUUCGCCAACAGUCUCUAA
Molecule: messenger RNA, 381 nt
Organism: Torulaspora delbrueckii
Lineage: Eukaryota; Fungi; Ascomycota; Saccharomycetes; Saccharomycetales; Saccharomycetaceae
Gene: CYB5
Product: Cyb5p
Exons: 1
Coding region: 1-381 (126 amino acids)
Biological process (GO): sterol biosynthetic process
Cellular component (GO): intracellular membrane-bounded organelle; endoplasmic reticulum membrane
Molecular function (GO): heme binding
Source: RefSeq, a predicted model, not a curated record